AUGCAGACGCACAAGACGACGUACGGCAGCCUACCGCUCGCCGCCGACGACGCCGAGUCGCCCAUGUGCGUGCGCCACAAGCACCUCCGCGCCAUCGGCCUCGUCUCGCUCGCGUCCUUGGCCGUCGGCGCCGUGACGUACACAGCCAGCGCCGCCCGCGCUGUCGAGUCGAAUGACCUCUUUGUUGUCGAGACGGCGGGUGAGAACCGCGUCGCACCCAUCGCCCACGCCCCAUUGGCGGCCAGCCCGCUUGCGCUCAAUGAGAACAGCUACAUUCGCAUUGACAGCGGUGUCGAGUACCAAGAAAUCUUGGGGUUUGGCGGUGCGUUUACCGAGUCGGCAGCGAUCCAGUUUAUGAAGCUGCCCGCCGAGAAGCGCGAGGAGCUACUCCGCUUGUACUUUGAUCCCGAGACAGGCUCGGCGUACUCGUUCGGGCGCGUGCCCAUGAACUCGUGCGACUUUAGCCCGGGCACGUACUCGUUCGCUGAAGUACCCCACGAUACGAACCUCGAGCAUUUCGACUCGUCCGUCGCGCACGACAACGAAGCCAUGAUCCCGUUCAUUCGCGCCGCGCUGGCCAAGCGUCCGGACAUGAAGCUCUUCCUCUCGCCGUGGAGCCCGCCGGCGUGGAUGAAGUACCCCGACGCGCACGGAGCGUCCAACAUGCUCGGGUCCGCGGCGCCCUACGGGCUCUUGCACCAGUACCGGUCGACGUGGGCGCUGUACUUUUCCAAGUUCAUUGACGCGUACGCCGGGCACAACAUUUCGUUUUGGGGCGUCACGCCGCAGAACGAGCCGCAGCAGCACGCACCGUGGGAAGCCUGCCUCUACGAUGACGCGUACCAAGCGGACUUCAUCGGCCACUUCCUCGGGCCGCAGCUGCGCAAGACGCACCCGAACGUGAAGCUGCUCAUGUUUGACCACAACCGCGGCAACGUCCAGAUGUGGGCCGGCGCCGUCUACAAGCACAAGGCCGCGACGCAGUACAUUGACGGCGUCGCGUUCCAUUGGUACGACAACACGCGCGAGCUCGACGGCGUCCAGAACCACGAGCACGUCAACGACACGCACAACCUGCACCCGGAGAAGAUUCUGCUGGCGACCGAGGCGGCCAACUGCCCGGGCGUCGCGUCCGGUGACGAUGCGUGGGCACGCGGCAUGCGCUACGCCCACGACAUUCUUGGCGACCUCAACAACUGGGCGGCCGGCUGGGUCGACUGGAACCUCAUUCUGGACCACGAAGGAGGUCCCAACAAGCUCGGGAACGCGUGCGACGCACCCAUGAUCCUCCAUGAAGACGGGUUGAACUUUACGGUCCAGCCCAUGUAUCACUUUAUCAAGCACUUUUCUGCGUUUGUGCCGCCCGGCGCCAAGCGCAUUGCGUCCGACGUGCGCGUGACAUACGCAGCCCCCGGCAACGUCACGCUCGGCAACCAGUUUCCGGGCGGCGCGUACCACUGCGACCAGUCAGCCAACCAAGCGUUCGAGCGCACGUCCGACAACAAGCUCAAGGUCGUUGGCACCAUGUACUGCCUCGACGUCGUCCACGAAGAGUGGCUCGGUGAUCGAAUCGAGAUGGUCAACUGCAUGUACACGCAGCACCAAUGGAGUUUUACCAAUGCCAGCACGAUCCAGUUCCAGAACAUGUGCUUGACGGCGCGCUAUGGCGCCUUGGACAACGGCGGGCGGCUCUCGAUCGAGCCAUGCGAGGCGGGCGCGACCCACCAAGCAUGGAGCUUCCACGGCCACGAGCUGCGCAACCAGAUGACCAACAAGUGCGUGACGGCGGGCUAUGCACUGACGCAGGCAGCAGCCUUCAAGACGCCGGCCAACGACAUGGUGCUCGUCGUCCUCAACGAAAACACCGAAGACGCCCACUUUACGCUUGUCGUCGGCGACGUGUCGGUGCCAACGUAUGUGCCCAAGCGAGGUAUUCGCACAUACCGCUGGGCCGCCUAA
Messenger RNA from Saprolegnia diclina VS20, 1959 nucleotides. RefSeq lists its product as hypothetical. NCBI's taxonomy places the organism in Eukaryota, Oomycota, Saprolegniomycetes, Saprolegniales, Saprolegniaceae. Gene Ontology annotation, biological process: glucosylceramide catabolic process. The transcript has a single exon. Gene Ontology annotation, molecular function: glucosylceramidase activity. The coding region runs from base 1 to 1959 and encodes 652 amino acids. The record is from RefSeq and is a predicted model, not a curated record.